AUGAGCAAAGAGGAGGGGAAAGAAAGGGAAAAUGACAAGGUGGCAGAGAAGGAACUGAAAGAAUUGCAAUGGAUGGCAAUGAAAGGAAGUGAAGCGGGCAGGUCGCUUCAACGGUUCCGGGAGAAUAUGGUUAUAUAUUUCCAGUUAGUUCAUCCCUGGAAAAGAUCCCUGAAAAUCAUUGGAGGGAAGUUUGGAACAAGUGUACUGUCUUAUUUCACAUUCCUCAAAUGGCUGUUUAUGUUCAACAUGUUCUCCUUCUUAAUUAACUUCAGCUUCAUCACCAUCCCACAAUUCUUUGAUAUGGGCAUUAACAAUCUCACUUUCACAGGCUUGGAGCUGCUCACUGGCUCAGGUUAUUUUACACAAACUGUGUUUUAUUAUGGCUUUUAUACAAAUGUGAGCAUUCAAGCAAAUCCCACUGCAAAAAUGUAUAACAUGCAAGUUGCUUACUUCCUCACGAUUGGAUGCUACAUGCUGAGUUGCUUUCUGUAUCUGGUUUACAGCAUGGCAAAGUCGUUCAAUGAAAACUUUAUUGCAGUUGGCAUUCUGAGUGGUGAUGCAGCCAAGCUCCUGUGUUCCUGGGACUUCAACAUAACAAAUGAGAAAGCAGUAGAACUGAAAAAAAGAAACAUCAGCAGACAGUUAAAGGAAAUGUUAUCUGAAAAAAUGCACUACCAUCGGCAACUAUCAACAAAACAGAGAAUAUUCCGAAAUUUAGUUCACCUUAUGUCCUGGAUUAUUUCAUUAGGAACAACAUAUGGUUGCUGUUUUGGAAUCCAUUCCUUUUCGAUCUCCAAUUUUAAGAUUAUUCAGAAAAAUCCAACAGAGGAAGAAUUACAAAAGCAAGCUUCGACAUUGUUGUUACCUUUUGUUGUGGCAAUCAUCAAUCUGGUCAUACCUUUAUUCUUCUCUUUCCUUGGCUCAGUGGAAAGAUUCAAAUAUCCCCGGGAUGAGAUGUAUGUUCUCAUUAUAAGGAACGUUGUACUGAAAAUGUCAGUAAUUGGGGUUCUGUGUUACUAUUGGCUGGUGACAGUAGCAAACACUGUGGAGUGUUGGGAAACAUUUGUUGGUCAAGAUCUGUACCGACUUGUGGUGACUGAUUUUAUCUUCUCCUUACUGGGUUCCUUCUUUGGGGAGUUCAUUCGAAGCAUCAUGGGAACGCAUUGCUGCCAUAAACUUGGAAAACCAGAAUUUGACAUUCCAAGGAAUGUUUUAAGUUUAAUCUAUGCACAAAUUCUAGCCUGGAUUGGACUUUUCUUUGCACCUCUUUUACCGGCAAUACAAAUAAUAAAGUUCUUCAUAAUAUUCCAUGUUAAAAAGGUUAGCCUAAUGAUGAACUGCCAGCCUCCUCGCAAAGCCUGGCGAGCUUCUCAUAUGACAACCAUCUUUAUAUUCCUGUUGUUCUUUCCUGGUUUCCUUGGCGUACUUUGCUUGUUGGGAAUUACUGUGUGGAAAUGGAAGCCUUCCAAACUCUGUGGACCCUUUAGAGGAUUAAAUGUGCCGUAUUCUUCCAUUUCUCACUUCAUUGACAUGAUACAAGAAACAGUUUCUCAUCUGCAAUGGCUUGUAUGGUGUUACAAUAACUUAAUUUUGAACCCACUAUUCUACUUCAUCUUAACGAUUAUUGUGUUUGCUACCAUUUACCUGUAUUUGCAAAUUAUAGAUGGGCGAAAAUUGAUGAUAAAACUUUUACAAGAGCACAUUAGUAAUGAAGGAAAAGACAAAGCAUAUUUACUGCAAAAGCUCAAUAGCAUGAAAGGAAAGAUUAUAUCUUCUAAAGAGAAGGUUUUUGCAACAAAAAUCAGUGAUGAGGUGAUUGAUGAGACCCCUGUCUCAUGA
This is a messenger RNA of Hemiscyllium ocellatum (epaulette shark), 1839 nucleotides long. RefSeq names its product transmembrane channel like 5 (gene tmc5). Gene Ontology annotation, cellular component: plasma membrane. The coding region runs from base 1 to 1839 and encodes 612 amino acids. Lineage: Eukaryota; Metazoa; Chordata; Chondrichthyes; Orectolobiformes; Hemiscylliidae. Gene Ontology annotation, molecular function: mechanosensitive monoatomic ion channel activity. The record is from RefSeq and is a predicted model, not a curated record. The transcript is spliced from 15 exons.